This is a messenger RNA of Plasmodium gallinaceum, 645 nucleotides long. RefSeq names its product conserved Plasmodium protein, unknown function. The record is from RefSeq and is a predicted model, not a curated record. The transcript is spliced from 2 exons. The coding region runs from base 1 to 645 and encodes 214 amino acids. Lineage: Eukaryota; Apicomplexa; Aconoidasida; Haemosporida; Plasmodiidae.
AUGAAUAACUUUUUAGCAAAAAUAAUAUUUCUUAUAUAUAUUAUUUGUAUAGCAAAUGUAAGUAUUAUAAAAAUAGCAAUCACAGAUUGCAAAAAGUUGAAAAAAAUUAAUUACAAAAAUUACUAUAAAAAUCAUUACAAAUAUAAUUAUAAUAAUAAAAAAAAUAUAUUCUUAAGAAUAAAAAAUCCUUUCUUUUCGAUUCAAAAAUUAAAAACUAACAGAAAUUUACAUUCCUUCAUAAAUAUAAAAAGCUGGAAAGAAGAUUUAAAACAUUUUUUACAUAAAUAUGGUAUUUAUAAUAAUCAAAAUAUUCACCCUUUAAAAAAUUGCUUAUGGGAAAUAACUAUAUAUAAUUUUUUUUUACAAAAACAAAAAUCUUUUUUCAUAUAUAUUUUUGAAGAUGGAAAUUUAAAGACAUCAGAAAAUUUAUAUGGAAAAUGGAGUUAUAAUAAUUAUUACAUUACUUGGUAUAUUGAAGAGAAAAAUAAAAAGGUUUAUUAUACAGCUGAGCUCUUGUGGAAUUAUGAAAAUAGUAAAAUGGUAAAGGGAAUAAUUUAUGAAGAAAAAAAAAAGACAAGUUCUUUUUUACCUUCAAGUAUAUUUAGAAAAAUUAUAGGAUCUUUUGAAGGAAAAAUAAACAGUUAA